AGGACAACUCCUCAUCCCUGUAACCGAGAAUUAAAAAAAAAAAAGGCAGGGAGACGGAGGGGUGGAGUACAGGAAGCUGCUGUCCUCGAAUGUCUGAACAUGGGCGACAUCUAACAACGGCAUAAAUCACAGCGUCUUUCUUUCUUCCUUUUACGAGCCAAAGGCUGCGGAGAUUUGUGAUCUUCUUUUUUUUUUUAAAGGAACAUUUAACCGAAACAGCGAGAAGAUGUCUCGGGGUGUGAUCCAGCCCAGCCAGCAGAAACUGGCAGAAAAGCUCACCAUCCUCAACGACCGAGGCAUCGGGAUGUUGACCCGUGUUUACAAUAUCAAAAAGCAAGGACAAGUUUGGAAGUUCCCCGGCGUGAGUCAAAGGGCAUGUGGCGAUCCCAAGGCUAAGCCCUCCUAUCUCGUUGAUAAGAACUUGGAGUCUGCGGUUAAAUUUAUUGUCAGGAAGUUCCCUGCUGUGGAAACACGGAAUAAUAACCAACAGCUGGCUCAGCUGCAGAAGGAAAAAUCUGAGAUUCUGAAGAACCUGGCUCUCUACUAUUUUACCUUCGUAGAUGUCAUGGAAUUCAAGGACCAUGUGUGUGAGCUGCUGAACACCAUUGACGCCUGCCAGGUCUUCUUUGACAUUACGGUGAACUUUGACCUGACCAAGAACUACCUGGACCUGGUGGUGACUUACACUACUCUGAUGACAAUACUGUCCCGCAUCGAGGAGAGGAAAGCCAUCAUAGGACUGUACAACUACGCCCACGAGAUGACGCACGGAGCCAGUGACCGGGAGUACCCCAGGUUGGGCCAGAUGAUCGUGGACUACGAGAACCCUCUGAAGAAGUUGAUGGAGGAGUUCGUUCCACAUGGAAAGUCCCUGUCAGAUGCUUUGAUCAGUCUUCAGAUGGUCUAUCCCAGGAGGAAUCUAUCGGCCGACCAGUGGAGGAACGCCCAGCUGCUCUCUCUCAUCUCUGCUCCCUCCACCAUGCUCAACCCUGCCCAGUCAGACACUAUGCCAUGUGAAUACCUGUCGCUGGACGCAAUGGAGAAGUGGAUUGUUUUCGGUUUCAUCCUGUGUCACGCGGUGCUGAACAGCGACGCAGCAGCGCUGUCUUUGUGGAAGCUGGCUCUGCAGAGCUCCACCUGCCUCUGUCUGUUCAGAGACGAAGUCUUCCACAUCCACAAGGCUGCAGAGGAUCUGUUUGUGAACAUCAGAGGCUACAACAAACGCAUCAAUGACAUCAGAGAGUGCAAGGAACAGGCCCUGUCUCAUGCAGGCUCGAUGCACAGAGAAAGACGCAAGUUUCUCCGAUCAGCUCUGAAGGAGUUGGCCACUGUUUUAGCCGAUCAGCCCGGACUACUAGGUCCCAAGGCUUUGUUUGUGUUCAUGGCGUUGUCGUUUGCCCGUGACGAGAUCAUCUGGCUGCUUCGACACGCAGACAACAUCCAGAAGAAAAGCACAGAUGACUUCAUAGACAAACACAUAGCAGAGUUGAUCUUUUACAUGGAGGAGCUCCGAGCUCACGUCAGGAAGUACGGCCCUGUGAUGCAGCGCUACUACGUCCAGUACCUGUCUGGUUUUGAUGCUGUGGUGCUGAAUGAACUGGUGCAGAACCUGUCUGUGUGUCCAGAAGAUGAAUCUAUAAUCAUGUCUUCAUUUGUCAACACUAUGACCUCUCUCAGUGUCAAACAAGUGGAGGACGGAGAGGUGUUUGACUUUCGGGGCAUGCGACUGGACUGGUUCAGACUGCAGGCCUACACCAGUGUCUCUAAAGCCAGUCUGGGUAUAGCCGAUCACAAGGAGCUCGGUAAAAUGAUGAAUACCAUCAUCUUCCACACAAAGAUGGUGGACUCUCUGGUGGAGAUGCUGGUGGAGACGUCAGACCUUUCUAUUUUCUGCUUCUACAGCCGUGCGUUUGAGAAGAUGUUCCAGCAGUGCCUGGAGCUUCCCUCCCAGAGCCGACACUCCAUCUGCUUCCCCCUGCUCUGCACACACUUCAUGUCCUGUACACACGAGCUCUGUCCCGAGGAGCGUCACCACAUAGGGGAUCGAAGCCUGUCGUUGUGUAACAUGUUUCUGGACGAGAUGGCAAAACAGGCCCGGAACCUAAUCACUGACAUCUGCACUGAACAAUGUACACUCAGCGACCAGCUGCUUCCUAAACACUGCGCGAAAACCAUCAGCCAGGCCGUGAACAAGAAGAGCAAGAAGGCGACGGGGAAGAAGGGCGAGCCGGAGAGAGAGAAACCAGGGGUGGAGAGCAUGAGGAAGAACAGACUACUGGUCACCAAUCUGGAUAAGCUCCACACAGCGUUAUCUGAGCUCUGCUUCUCCAUCAACUACGUUCCCAACCUGGCGGUGUGGGAGCACACGUUCACGCCGAGAGAGUACCUCACCUCGCACCUGGAGAUCCGAUUUACCAAGUCUAUCGUGGGGAUGACUAUGUACAACCAGGCUACUCAGGAGAUAGCCAAGCCCAGCGAGCUGCUGACCAGCGUCCGGGCCUACAUGACGGUGCUUCAGUCCAUAGAGAACUACGUCACCAUCGACAUCACGCGGGUCUUUAACAACGUCCUGCUGCAGCAGACGCAGCACCUGGACAGCCACGGGGAACCCACCAUCACCAGUCUCUACACAAACUGGUAUCUGGAGACGUUGCUCCGUCAGGUCAGCAACGGACACAUUGCCUACUUCCCCGCCAUGAAGGCCUUCGUCAACCUGCCCACGGAGAACGAACUGACCUUCAACGCCGAGGAAUACUCCGACAUCUCUGAGAUGCGUUCACUGUCUGAGCUGUUGGGGCCGUACGGUAUGAAGUUCCUCAGUGAGAGUCUGAUGUGGCACAUCUCAUCACAGGUUGCUGAGCUGAAGAAACUGGUGGUAGAAAACAUGGAGGUGUUGACCCAGAUGAGAACCAGCUUUGACAAACCAGAGCACAUGGCGGCCCUCUUCAAGAAACUCACCUCUGUGGACAGUGUGUUGAAGAGAAUGACCAUCAUUGGUGUCAUCUUAUCCUUCCGCUCCCUGGCCCAGGAGGCUCUGAGAGAUGUGUUAUCCUGUCACAUUCCUUUCCUGGUCAGUUCAGUGGAGGAUUUCAAGGACCACAUUCCCAGAGAGACAGACAUGAAGGUGGCCAUGAAUGUCUACGAGCUGUCAUCGGCAGCAGGUUUACCCUGUGAGAUCGACCCGGCCCUGGUGGUGGCUCUGUCCUCACAGAAAAGUGAGAACAUCAGCCCAGAGGAGGAGUAUAAGAUCGCCUGUCUGCUCAUGGUGUUUGUGGCGGUUUCCUUGCCAACGCUGGCCAGCAACGUGAUGUCACAGUACAGCCCCGCCAUAGAAGGCCACUGCAACAACAUCCACUGCCUGGCCAAAGCCAUCAACCAGAUCGCUGCUGCUCUCUUCACCAUCCACAAGGGGAGCAUCGAGGACCGCCUGAAAGAGUUCCUGGCUCUGGCCUCAUCCAGCCUGUUGAAGAUCGGCCAGGAGACGGACAAGAUGACGACGCGUAACAGAGAAUCCGUCUACCUCCUGCUGGACAUGAUUGUGCAGGAGUCUCCCUUCCUGACCAUGGACCUGCUGGAGUCCUGUUUCCCUUACGUGCUGCUGCGAAACGCCUACCACGCCGUCUAUAAACAGAGCAUUAGUGCUAACGCGUAGACACGCUCUAAACACACAGCGAAGGCCUACAAGCUGUCUACCAUCGGAGCGUCAGCCGCUCCUUCAUAGACGCACACACAGCGACAACUACACACUAACGGCAUACACUAAAAACUAACUAAACCCACUAAACUAUGCCUACAAUGCCUCAACGUACCACUCAGACUACUACAGCAUCGGUGUGUUACUCCAAUAAUGUUGACACACACUUCACAAACAAGUUUGCUUCAAAUAUUGAACAAAAACACUAUUAAACGCUAAAAGAAUAUACAAAAACACCCACAAUUCAGUGCAAAAAGGAGACAAAACACUGAAAUUAAAUAUGAACAGAAAUACACACACACACACACACACACACUAGCUGGAUGAAGUUGGGGGAUCAGUCUCUUUAUUUUAAUCAUUGUACUUUUUCAUGAUGUUGCCAGGGACCAUAACCAUAGCAACACUUAAUAUACCAUAUGUUUGGUUGGUAUAAAAGAACAAAAAUAUAAAUAUAUAGUAUAUAUAUAGUUGACACUAAAAUAUUAUUAUUUUUUUUUGUGGAAAGAUUUGAGAUUUUUAGUGGCCAGCUGAUAACUUGUACGUGGUGAUGGAUUUGGAUGCUUUCUUUAGCAAUGCAAAUGAUGCUGAUGUGAUGUGUAAUUAUAUAUAUUUUCUUUUUCUUCUUCUUUUUUUUUAUGGAAGAGGAGACGGGUUAGGAUUCCUGUGUUGAUACUGAAAGACAUGUUGCUUGUUAAUGUAAGUUUACACUUAUACACACACACUGACAGACAUCCUGAGCAGAUAUACGACACACACACUAAUCUUUCAACAUUUCAUAGUGGAACACACACACACACACACACACACACAUACAAGUGUAAAAACAUGGUGAUGUUUCUUCUUUUUUUCAAGCUAGUCGUAACAUGAGCUUUUUGUGGGUAAAGAUAUAAUAUCUGUAUUCUACUUUGAUGUGAACUGAACUCGUCCGUUUUUAAUGUUUGUUUUGUUAUUUUUAUGACGACGACAAUGAUGAUGAUGAUGAUGAUGAUUUUGCCAAAUGUGUUGACACUAAAAGUUGUGUAUCAGGGCUUGUAGGUGGUGGAGUGUUUGGGUAUUAAAGGGUGAAAGGCCAUGUUACGUGGACGGUUUGGACGAUAGAAGAUCCGGAAACAGUCCGCCUGACUCGGUGGCAGCUCUGUUAACAGAAGGGGUUCCACAAGAACCUUUACAGUGGGAACAAACUUUAAAAAAGUACUGCAGUAAUACUACGGUAUAGGCACGGAGCAGGCGUCCCAUCCUGCAGCCAGAAACCUCCAAAUGUUCCUCACAGCUGUUGUUGGCUGACUCUCGGAUUAGGUGAAGGUGCAGUGGGUGCUACUGCUUCUCUCCCAUGGUGUAGACUAGAAAUGAGAAAGCCAGUGCAAAAUACAAUGUGUAUGAUCUCUUGUAAAAUCAUUUACUGCAACUUCUGGCGUUAUUGAGGGGCAUUUAGCUUUUCUGUGUCUAAUUUUACCUACGGAAGCAGCUGGGGAGAUAGUGCCUUGCUCAAAGGCACCUUGACAGCAGCUGUUGAGGGUCCACCGUCUUACACACCGUGGUUUGAUAAAUGUCUUAGUGCUUAACUUUAAUAGGAGCGAUUAAAGUCAAAUUUAACCAACUACACAGAGGAACAAUUAAAUCCUAAUUGAUUUCAGUGAACCUGUGAAAGUCUACAAAAACCUGGAGCUGCAAUAAGACAAACAAAUAAAUGUAUAUAUCUAAACACUACAACGUUUCACUGGAUUUGUAAUCUGGGAUCGAUGGGGCAUCCUUCAGUGAUCUUUCCAUAUGAGCGGUUUCAUUUUCCCAAUGGUUGUACGGGACCUCUUAGGACAGACGGACGGCUUUUACAAAGUGCAGUGUGGUUUUCUUUUCUUUCUUUUUUUCUCAAUCAAGGCACAUUAAGGGCUACAUACGAGACACCAACCAUGCCCGCUGUAUGCCCGCCCUCUGCUCAUGUGUUACUAAACGCCAGGGCUCUGUCUGACAGCUCGUACUGCACACUAUGCAGGACUCCUACCUAGGACUGUUAAAAUCUAAAAGCAGCGUUUACAGUAGAUAGCAGUAAUACACCCAAAUCUAGUAAAGGACGUGUGUGCACUUUACAGUAGAUUACAUGUCUGAUUUCUACUGUUUUUAGUCGGUAGUGUGCAUUACAAGCAUGUGAGGACAGGUCCAUGGACUCAUUCUGCUAUUUGAGAUGGAAUGACUGCUGUUUUCUUUCUAACUUUUUUGUGUGUCUGAUUCCACUGUGUAACUUAAAUGACAUGAAUAAAUUAAACUUUAGGGCUGUG
Etheostoma cragini (Arkansas darter) is the source of this 5967-nucleotide messenger RNA. It is a transcript of the gene nckap1, whose product is annotated as NCK-associated protein 1. Gene Ontology annotation, cellular component: SCAR complex. The coding region runs from base 227 to 3652 and encodes 1141 amino acids. Lineage: Eukaryota; Metazoa; Chordata; Actinopteri; Perciformes; Percidae. The transcript is spliced from 33 exons. Gene Ontology annotation, biological process: cortical actin cytoskeleton organization; cell morphogenesis; cell projection assembly. The record is from RefSeq and is a predicted model, not a curated record.